Molecule: messenger RNA, 2652 nt
Organism: Nematolebias whitei (Rio pearlfish)
Lineage: Eukaryota; Metazoa; Chordata; Actinopteri; Cyprinodontiformes; Rivulidae
Gene: unk
Product: unk zinc finger
Exons: 15
Coding region: 71-2506 (811 amino acids)
Biological process (GO): cell morphogenesis involved in neuron differentiation
Molecular function (GO): mRNA CDS binding; metal ion binding
Source: RefSeq, a predicted model, not a curated record
GAGCUAACAAGCGGAGCUAGCCUGCAAGCUAAAAACAAGCUUCUCGUUGUUAGGUUUUAAAACUAUUUAAAUGUCUAAAACGAGUUCGCAGCCCCCCUCGUCUUCGGCAACGACGGCUACGGGGGGGCCCUCUUCGUCGUCUUCGUCUUCGCCCGCGGGGGGGUCGACAUCUCCCGCAACCGUGUUGAACGUCCAACCAGAAAAACCUCAACAUUACACGUAUCUCAAAGAGUUCAGGACGGAGCAGUGUCCCCUGUUUGUGCAACACAAAUGCACGCAGCACAGGCCGUUUUCCUGUUUCCACUGGCAUUUCCUGAACCAGCGGCGCCGCAGACCCAUCCGCAGGCGGGACGGGACCUUCAACUACAGCCCAGAUGUGUACUGUACCAAAUAUGACGAGGGAACAGGCAGCUGUCCCGAUGGAGACGAGUGUUCCUUCCUGCAUCGAACAGCAGGUGACACAGAGCGACGGUAUCACCUCCGCUAUUAUAAAACUGGAUCUUGUAUCCAUGAAACAGAUGCAAAAGGCCACUGCACAAAGAACGGCUCCCACUGUGCCUUCGCCCAUGGAUCACAUGACCUGCGCAGCCCCGUCUAUGAUAUCAGAGAGAUGCAGGUGAUGGAGUCUCAAGGGGGGUCGGGAGCAGCAGAGGGAAGCGGGGGAGACGGGCAGUCGGGACAAGCAGCGAGCACAGCCCUCAUAGAGAAGAUCCUGAGCGAAGAACCACGCUGGCAAGAUAACACCUACGUGCUGUCCCACUACAAGACCGAGCUGUGCAAGAAGCCUCCUCGCCUGUGCCGUCAAGGAUACGCCUGCCCGUAUUACCACAACAGCAAAGACCGGCGGCGCAGCCCACACAAACACACGUACAGAGCGUUGCCGUGUCCAGCGGUGAAACAGGGGGAGGAGUGGGGUGACCCCAGCAAGUGUGAGGGAGCAGAGGGCUGUCAGUACUGCCACACGAGAACGGAGCAGCAGUUCCACCCGGAGAUCUACAGGUCCACUAAGUGUAAUGACAUGCAGCAGUGUGGCAGCUGUCCCAGAGGACCCUUCUGUGCCUUCGCUCAUGUUGAAAAGCCUUUUGUUCCCGAAGAGCCAUCGUUCCCCAGCUCCCCUCUUCUCUCCAGACCCCCAGACCUCCUACCUAGCCGGGAGGGCUCUCUGAGCCCCAGCAGUCACAGCGUAAGGUCUGGGCCUUGUACAGCGUCAGACCUCUUCUCUCCCUCUGUUGCAUCCUGUGCAGCAGAGCAGGGGCUGCUGGGUAGUGUCUUAUCACUGUGUGAGGACGCCAGAGGAGGAGCAGACCCUCUGUCUCCCUGGGUGGGUGGCGGGGUGUACGGGAGGGCGCCUGGAUUUGAGCGGGAAGAUCAGGCCAAACAGAGGAGUUUUUCCUUCGAGCAGCGCAGCAGAGAGUUUUCAACAACACAGAGCAAACAGGACUUGUUGGUGUUCCUGCCUGUUGGCAGCCCGUUGAGUCUGUCCUCCAGCAUCCCUUCCAGCUUGGCAGCUACGCCCCCAAGCCCCGCCCCUCUGGGACCGCUGGGCUCCAGCAUCACAUCAGGCAUGAACGCCAACGCCCUGCCCUUCUACCCCACCAGAGAGACCGUGGAGUCGGUUGUUGAGUCUGCCCUGGAUGAUCUCGACUUGAACGACUUUGGAGUCUCUGCUUUGGAGAGAAGCUUGGAGAGCCGUUCUCUCUCAAGCGUGGGGCUUAUGCUAGGAGGCAGCCAGCUCCAGAGUUCUGCUCCAGUCAACAUUCCAGGGUCCUUCAGCAGCUCCGCUCCCUUCCGUUCCCCUUCUCCAUCUCCCCCCGUCAGGCCCCAGGCCUCACCUUUCUUCUCUACUCACCUGUCCCAGCCAGGCCAAUCAGAGAGCCCCUUUCUGGGGCCCUCCCACAGCUCUUUAGGUUUGAAUGGCAUGAGCACAAAUAUCUGGGAGCACUUCCCGUCUGAUCAGGGUUCUCCCGGCACGCCCCCCGCCCUGCUCCCCUCUGGCCCCUGCUCAGAGACCGGCAGACUCAAGCAGGAGCUGGAGGACGCUCACAGGGCGCUGAAGCAGUGGGGCCACAGCUGGAGACACACAGCUCAGUCCUGGACUGCGCUCAAAGCAGACGCAAAGGAGUCCCGUGCAAACGCAGCACGGUCAGCUGCCGAGGCUGACCGAGCCCGGCAGGCCGAGGAGGCGGCGCAGAGGCAGAUUUCUCUCCUGCAGGAGGCGAUGGAGAGUUUACGAAGCGGAGACAAUCCCCACCUUGCACUGCAUCAACUCCAGCUGCUGCACCGGCUGCCUCUGGAGUCGGUCCUUAGUUUACAGGCUCAGCUGUGUACCUGCUUACACGCUGUCGAACAGGUGGUUUACAGGAAACAGAGACGGUGCUGUGUGACGUGUGGAGAGCCGGGCUCGGUGUCGCUGCCCUGUGGUCACGGACUUCAGUGCGACGGCUGCUCCGCGUCCACCAAGUGCCCGCUGUGCCCCGAACAGACCCCCAAACUACAGCUCUCCUGACCCCCCGACAGCUCCUGAUCCCAGACCAGUCAGUCCUGAUUCCACACGUUACCAGCUUUAGAUCCUGACUCUCAUUUCAGAUAGAUUGUUUUCAUUGUAAAAUCAUAAUAACACAAGCACUGAUUUGAUUGUGUACUUUAAAAAAC